AUGUUCUUCGUGCUCAACACGCGCACCUUGAUGGAGGUGGUUAUUGAUAUGGACACCGGCAAGGAGAUCUCGGUAGAGGAGGUCAAGGACCACCAUGCGCCGCUUGACCGAACAGAGAUGUCCGAGGUCAAGGAGAACAUUGCCAGAGAUCCCAUAUUCCUUGAGGCGAUCAAGGAGCUCGCCGUGCCGAAAGAGCUUAUUGUGCUUAACCCGUGGCCUUUUGGCUCCGAGGACAAGAACCCUGCAUCGCGGAAAGUUUUCUGUCUCACUUAUCAUCGCAAUCCCGCAACCAAUGAUCCCGAAUCCAAUUACUUUGCCUACCCCUUACCGCUCGCCUUCUACUAUGACAUCUGCGAGAAAAAGAUCACACAUACCCAUUGGUGCUACACCGGUUCUGAAGAGGAUGGUAUGAAGAGUAGAACUGGCCCGCUGGUCUAUCCCACAAAAGAGUACCUUCCAGCAGAAAUUCUGCCAUCACUGCGCGAGGAUGGCGAGAGGACGGACCUCAAGCCCUUGAUUGUUUCCCAGCCAGAAGGUGUCAGCUUUACUGUCAAUGGUCGUUUGAUCGAAUGGCAAAAAUGGCGUUUCCGUGUAGGCUUCAAUUAUCGCGAAGGGCCAGUCCUGCAUGAUGUUACGUAUGAUGGUCGACCUCUUUUCUACCGAAUUUCGCUGAGUGAAAUGCACGUGCCAUAUGCCGACCCCCGACCGCCAGCACAUCUCAAACAAGUCUUUGACUUUGGAGACAUCGGACUGGGACGAAGCGCCAACUCGCUCAAGAAUGGAUGUGACUGUCUUGGCACCAUGAAGUACUUCUCCACUGUCGAGGUCGACCCUACAGGUUUCGCCAAGAAGAUCUCAAGCGUGAUUUGCUGUCACGAGCAGGACAAUGGUAUCUUGUGGAAGCACACGGGUGCGACCGGCGUCGCCACGGUGACUCGCCAACGCCUGCUCGUCCUCCAGACCAUCAUCACUGUCGGCAACUACGACUACGUGUUUGCCUGGCAGUUUGACCAGGCUGGUGCCAUCAACCUCGAAGCCCGAGCCACAGGAAUCCUGUCCACUGCUGCCAUUGACAUGGGCAAAAAGUCACCUUGGGGCACGGUUGUAGCCCCGGGUGUACUGGCCCCUUCUCACCAACACUUUAUCAACGUGCGAAUUGACCCCAUGAUUGAUGGCCAUGAAAAUUCGAUCGUUCAAGAAGAUGUCUAUGGACUUCCCAUCUCGGAGCUCAAUCCUCAUGGCAAUGCCUUUCAUGUAAAGCAGACUCCAAUCACCACGGCCGGUUUCGCCAACGCAUCACCAUCCACCAACCGCUCGUUCAAGAUUUACAACCCAAACAAGAUCAACCCCAUCACCAUGACACCAGUCUCGUACAAGCUGGUACCGCACCCCAGCCAGCUGCGACUCGCGGAUCCCGAUGCGCACAUGACGGGCCGUGCCCCCUUUACCCAACAUCACAUUUGGGUCUCGAGCUACCGGGAUCGCGAGCUGUACUGUGCCGGCAAGUUCACCAACCAGUCCAAUGGAAAUGCCGGAGGGGUAGAAGCCUUUGUGGCGCGCAAGGACAAUGUCGUCAAUACCGAUGUUGUACUCUGGCACACUUUUGCUCUCACUCAUGUGCCUCGCAUCGAAGACUUUCCUGUCAUGCCUGUCGAAACGCACAUGAUCAGUCUCAAGCCGUACAACUUUUUUACGCAAAAUCCCGCAUUGGAUGUGCCUUUGUCCACCCAAGCCUUCAACAAGAGUCAGUAUGUCGAUGUGGAGGAAGACGAUGGCUGCUGCGCAGGUAACGGUGCUUUAUAA
Messenger RNA from Pestalotiopsis fici W106-1, 1803 nucleotides. RefSeq lists its product as uncharacterized. Bases 1 to 1803 code for a protein of 600 amino acids. Gene Ontology annotation, molecular function: copper ion binding; quinone binding; primary methylamine oxidase activity. Gene Ontology annotation, biological process: amine metabolic process. The record is from RefSeq and is a predicted model, not a curated record. The transcript is spliced from 7 exons. Lineage: Eukaryota; Fungi; Ascomycota; Sordariomycetes; Amphisphaeriales; Sporocadaceae.